Tigriopus californicus is the source of this 1068-nucleotide messenger RNA. RefSeq names its product G/T mismatch-specific thymine DNA glycosylase-like. The coding region runs from base 160 to 972 and encodes 270 amino acids. NCBI's taxonomy places the organism in Eukaryota, Metazoa, Arthropoda, Copepoda, Harpacticoida, Harpacticidae. Gene Ontology annotation, cellular component: nucleus. Gene Ontology annotation, molecular function: mismatch base pair DNA N-glycosylase activity. The transcript has a single exon. Gene Ontology annotation, biological process: base-excision repair, AP site formation. The record is from RefSeq and is a predicted model, not a curated record.
AUAGAAUGGCAAUAUUUGCUACACUUGUUCGUGUUGAGUCUUUCCUUGAUUUAUGAAGGGUUACCCAGUGCUUGGGUAAUAUUUGUCAUUUCUAACUUUUAGUAACUUCUCCAUUCAGCAUUCUCCACAUGUGUAUUUGAUUCUUUUCCCUCCCUAAUCAUGAACCCAUCUCUAACUGGAGGUUUAGCCCCACCCCAGGCGUUAACACUCAAGAAAGCCGCGAAACGCCCGAAACCGGCGUCCCAGGCUAUUCCCAAAACUAAAUCAGCCAAAGUGCCCAAGCGUCGCGUUAAUCGCUUCAAUGGCAUGACUGAAGAGGAAGUAGCCCUACGCGGUUUACCCGAUUAUUUGCGAGAAGGCCUGGACAUUGUGUUCAUUGGGAUCAAUCCCAGUUUAGCCGCAGCUUACAGCGGCAAAUACUAUGACGGGCCGGGAAAUCACUUUUGGCAAGCCCUCUUUCUCUCGGGCCUCAUCGACAAACCCAUGGGACCGCACGAUGACUACAAGCUCAUGGACAUGGGCAUUGGUUUCACCAAUGUGUGUCCCAGAACCACUCGAGGCGUGGCUGACCUGUCCAAGGCCGAAAUCGCGGCGGGUGCUGUGGUGCUCAAGGAGAAAUUACUCAAAUACCGUCCCAAGAUCGCCGUGUUCAAUGGCAAAUCCAUUUACCAAGUGUACAGUGAGAGCAAGAAGUUCAUGUUUGGUCGGCAACCGGAGCCCUUGGACCAUGAAGGCAGCACCUGGAUUUGGGUCAUGCCUAGUUCGUCGGCCCGUUGUGCUCAGUUGCCGCGGGCCGUGGAUAAAGUACCCUUCUUUUCGGCAUUGAUUAAAUUCCGGGACUUUCUCCACGGCAAGACCGCCGAGCCGGACGAGGCCGAAAUUGUAUUUGCCAAUGUAGUGCUCAAGAACGCCCCUCGGAGACCUAAGGUCAAGGUGGAACAAGAGGAACCGCCGGCCGAGGACUCAAUAUGAAGGCCACGAACUGGAAGGCGAGGGCCUGUCAAAGUUACCGGGACGUGUGGUGGAAAUAAAGAGCGCCUGACAUGUCAGGCCAGUUUCCAAUCAGAA